AUGUAUCGCAAUCCAAGACCUAAUCGAUUCUUUAAUCCACGAGCUAUACAAAUGAAUAGGCCGAUUAGACCUCCGUUCGGUCCUGGUGGCGCUAGCAACUAUCCAUUUGAUCCAACGUCACAACUGCGUUUCCAAAGCGGUAGUAGUCGUGGCCAUCGUGGAAGCUACAGGGGACGAUUCCCUAGAAACCGGGGUCCUCAAAAACAACGGGACUACGACUUUAAUCCACGUUCAUACUUUAAGGAAUCUAUGCUACAAGAUCCUUGGAGAAAAUUAAAACAUAUAAUACAAGAAUCUACAGACGAUCAAGGAAUACAACCAACCGCAGAGGAAUACAUAGAAAAAGAAUCUGUAGAUACUACGGAAGAAAUUGUAAAUGAACCAGCUCCACGUUCACCUAUAAAGUAA
Molecule: messenger RNA, 408 nt
Organism: Trichoplax adhaerens
Lineage: Eukaryota; Metazoa; Placozoa; Uniplacotomia; Trichoplacea; Trichoplacidae
Exons: 2
Coding region: 1-408 (135 amino acids)
Source: RefSeq, a predicted model, not a curated record